Fundulus heteroclitus (mummichog) is the source of this 3498-nucleotide messenger RNA. It is a transcript of the gene mctp1a, whose product is annotated as multiple C2 domains, transmembrane 1a. Gene Ontology annotation, cellular component: synaptic vesicle membrane. Gene Ontology annotation, biological process: regulation of neurotransmitter secretion. NCBI's taxonomy places the organism in Eukaryota, Metazoa, Chordata, Actinopteri, Cyprinodontiformes, Fundulidae. Gene Ontology annotation, molecular function: calcium ion binding. The transcript has 22 exons. The record is from RefSeq and is a predicted model, not a curated record. The coding region runs from base 331 to 3099 and encodes 922 amino acids.
GGGAUACCCGCAACUAAGCGCAGACAGAUCACAGUCUUGCUGUGUGGUUUGUUUCACUAACUUUACAGCUGAGGGAAGGUGCGACUUGUUUAUGGCUCGUCACACUGUGUGACAUAAUUUACGGCGCCCGCAUAGUCUUUCUGCAAGGUUCCCGUUGGAGUGGCAUCCCCCCCUCACCACCAUCACUGCGCGCGUCUCCUUUCUCGGCGCUGUAAACUGAUUAUCGGCUGAAGCGCGCACAGGCAGCAGCAGCAGCAGCCCGGCUGUGACACCCGUCCUCCUACAGCUACAGAGUGUGUGCUCAGGCUGGGUGGCUGCUGCUCGGGCACCAUGGAGCAAAAAUCCCCCAAAGCCGGAGGCUCCGGCAGGGGCCAGGAGUCCCUGUCCUACCAGCGGAGGAUGUGGAAGAAUUUCCAGGAGAAAACCAAGCCGUGGCUCAGUCCGAAAAUGGGCUCGGAGCGCCGCGGAGCCGGAGGUGGAGCGGAGGGUACCAAGAAGGAGUCCGGCUUGUGGAUGUUCAAGAGGAAAAGGAAACAGCUGGACCGCGUGUUUUCGUCGUCGCAGCCGAACUUGUGCUGCUCCACUCCGGCGCCUUUUGAAGGAGACAAGCGUGCCGCCGGUGGAGGCGACGCGACCUCGGACACGACCUCCGAUGGCCAGACUCUGGGGACGGCUUCUGGGGCCACGGGCAGCAAGCCGGAGCUGACGGCCCACGGCAGCCCCAAACUUGCCGUGUCCCAGCUGAUGACGUGCCAGCAGAAGAGCUUCUCGCUCGGCUCGCCGUGCUUCGAGAAGCUGGUGGUGGAUCCGGCGGCGGAGCUGCGGGAGGAAGAGCAGCUGCGUAAAAACGCAAGCGAUUCUGGCAUCAACAUAGUUGGGCCCAGUAAUGCAGAGUCUCAGCUACAGCUGCCCUGUCCAGCCAUGUACCAAUUGGAUAUUGUCUUGAAGAAAGGGAAAAACCUCGCCAUUCGUGACCGAACAGGGACCAGCGAUCCAUAUGUGAAGUUUAAAAUCGGAGGGAAGGAAGUGUUCAGAAGCAAGACGAUCCAUAAAAAUCUAAACCCAGUGUGGGAUGAGAGAGUCAGCCUUUUGGUGGAAACGCUCAGGGAGCCGCUAUAUGUCAAGGUGUUUGACUAUGACUUUGGACUUCAGGAUGAUUUCAUGGGCUCAGCUUAUCUCCAUCUGGAGUCACUGGAACAUCAGAGGACGCUGGAUGUGACACUGGACCUGAAGGACCCACAGUACCCUGAACAUAACCUGGGAAGCCUGGACCUUUCUGUCACUCUGUCGCCAAAGGAGGGGGACAUCCGGGAUGCGACCAUGCUUUUGAGAAGAAACUGGAAACGAUCUAGUAAGUAUCAGAGUAUGAGGCUGUCGGAUGUGCACAGAAAGGCCCAGCUCUGGCGAGGUAUCGUCAGCGUCAGUCUGAUAGAAGGUCGCAACCUGCAGCCCAUGGACGCCAACGGCCUCAGCGAUCCCUACGUCAAGUUCAGGAUGGGUCAUCAAAAGUACAAGAGCAAGACAAUUCCCAAAACACUAAACCCUCAGUGGAGAGAGCAGUUUGACUUCCACCUGUAUGAAGAGCAGGGAGGCUACGUGGACAUCACAGUCUGGGACAGAGAUGCUGGCAAGAAGGAUGACUUCAUGGGCAGGUGCACCAUCGACCUGUCGCUUCUCAGUAAAGAACACACGUACAAGCUGGACCUGCCACUGGAGGAAGGAGAAGGUGUUCUAGUGCUACUGGUCACACUUACCGCAUCCGCCGCAGUUUCCAUCUCAGAUCUGUCCGUCAACAUGUUGGACGAUCCACACGAGAGGCACCAGAUUAUGCAAAGAUAUAGCCUCUGGAGGUCACUCCACAACUUGAAAGAUGUCGGCGUGGUGCAGGUGAAGGUCAUCAGAGCCGAGGGACUCAUGGCGGCAGAUGUCACAGGUAAAAGCGACCCAUUUUGCGUGGUGGAGCUGAGCAACGAUCGACUACAGACACACACCAUCUACAAAAAUCUAAACCCCGAAUGGAACAAGGUCUUUACUUUCAACGUCAAGGACAUCCACUCGGUGCUCGAGGUUACCGUUUACGACGAGGACCGAGACAGAAGUGCCGACUUUCUUGGGAAAGUGGCUAUCCCCUUGCUAAAUAUCCAAAAUGGAGAACGCAAAGCCUACGUCUUGAAAAGCAAGGAGCUGACAGGGCCAACAAAAGGGGUCAUCUUUCUCGAAAUAGACGUGAUUUUUAAUGCUGUGAAGGCUGGUCUCAGGACGCUGACCCCCGCCGAACAAAAGUAUAUUGAGGAGGAGCCUAAAGUGUCCAAACAGUUGCUCCUGCGCAACUUUAACCGAGUCAGGCGCUGCAUCAUGUUCCUGAUCAACACAGGCUGCUACAUCAACAGCUGCUUCGAAUGGGAAUCUCCACAGAGAAGCAUCUGUGCUUUUGUGAUUUUCAUCAUUGUUGUCUGGAACUUUGAGCUUUAUAUGAUUCCUCUGGCGUUGCUCCUACCGCUGGCCUGGAACUACAUUCUCAUCGCAUCGGGGAAGGAUACGAGGCAAGAUGUUCAAGCUGUGGAGGACCUGCUGGAAGAUGAGGAUGAGGAUUUUGACAAAGAUGACAAGGACCCUAAACAAGGCCCCUGGGAGGACAGCCAUGAUAAAAACCAUGUCCUCGAGGAUAUAUUGGCAUCCUGGCACUUUGAGUGGAUAAGAGUGAUGGUGGACUCUGAGAGAAAGGGCUUUGUGAACAAGCUUUAUGCCAUUCAGGACGUGUGCAUCAGCGUGCAGAAUGCACUGGAUGAAGUGGCCUCCUAUGGCGAGAGGAUAAAGAACACAUUUAACUGGACCGUGCCUUUCUUAAGCUGGUUAGCGAUUGUAGCUCUCGUUGUAGCCACAGUCGUCAUCUACUUCAUCCCACUGCGGUUCAUCGUGCUGGCCUGGGGGGUGAACAAGUUCACAAAGAAGCUGCGAGACCCUUACACCAUUGACAACAACGAGCUGCUGGACUAUCUGUCCAGGGUGCCCUCAGAUGUACAAGUGGUGCAGUACCAACAGCUGAAACCGGAUCCCAAUCCCAGUCCAAAUAAAAGGAAGAAAAACAACCCCGGGUAGAUCACUCCGUCCGCCCACGGACUCCUCUCUUCUUCAUUUUUCUCCCGCUGGUCUGACACUGGACACGGAGGAGCAAAGUCUUGGCUGAACCAUCCUUCUUCUAUUUAUAUCCUGUCUUGUUUUUGUUGAACUUAAUUUCUCCCUUCAGCAGACUUUACAGUUUCCUUAAAUAUAAUUCUAUUUGAGGAAAGACUUCAAGAAACCUUUAAAUUGUCGUUCUUGUUAUUCAGUCUUGCUUUUGAUACAUCGUCUUUUUUUUUCUUUUUUUUUCUUUUAUAUAUAUAUAUCAGCCAUGUCCGCUGCUGUGCCCUUCCCUCUGGAAGUCUGUGUGCUUGCCACAAUAGUCAAAUACAUACAGUUAAAAUAUAUAUAGAUGAUUAGUUACAUUUAUGUUAAUAU